AACAUGAAUACAGGAAAUGAAACAUGGAUAGACUUCUUUCUUCUGGGGCUUUUCCCAGAGCUGCCAUAUAUCAGCAUCCUCAUCACUUCCAUUCUCCUGAUCUAUAUCAUCACCUUCAUAGGGAAUGCUAUCCUGAUACUCUUGAUCUGGGUAGAUUCUCGCCUCCACACCCCCAUGUACAUACUGCUCAGCCAUCUCUCGCUUAUUGACCUGGCCUUAAUUUCUACCACAGUCCCAAAAACAGUCAUCAACUUUUUCUCUAGGAAGAAAGACAUCUCAAAAGUUGCCUGCGGAACCCAGAUUUUCUUCUUCUUUGCCCUUGGAGGUAGUGAGUGUCUCCUUUUGACCCUCAUGUCUUAUGACCGUUAGGCCAUCUGCAACCCUCUGAGAUAUCCAGUUAUCAUGAACCCCAGGGUAUGUCUGCAGAUGGUCCUGGUGUCCUGGGGUGGAGGUGCCCUAAAUUCCCUCAUCAAUACCAUCUACACCAUGCAUUUCCCCUUCUGUGGUUCCAGAGAAAUCCACCAUUUUUUCUGCGAGAUGCCUGCCAUCCUGAAGCUCUCCUGCGAGGACACUUCCUUGUAUGAGACAGUGGUGUCUAUCAUAUGCAUCGUGUUUGUUCUUCUUCCCUUAGGACUCAUCAUGUCUUCCUACAUGCUCAUCUUCCUUACAGUCCACCGAAUGAAUUCUUCAGAGGGCAGAAGGAAAGCCCUGGCCACUUGUUCCUCUCAUCUGGCUAUAGUGAGUCUCUACUAUGGGCCAGCCAUGAUCAUCUACAUGACUCCCCAUUUUUUCCACACGUCAGAACAGGACGAAAUACUCUCCAUGAUUAAUACCAUCUUCACACCCAUGCUCAACCCUUUAAUUUACAGUCUGAGAAACAAGGAGGUACUUGCUGCUCUGAGAAAAGUGGUGAGUCAAAGAUUCAUUUAA
Molecule: messenger RNA, 930 nt
Organism: Castor canadensis (American beaver)
Lineage: Eukaryota; Metazoa; Chordata; Mammalia; Rodentia; Castoridae
Product: olfactory receptor 2T2-like
Biological process (GO): G protein-coupled receptor signaling pathway
Cellular component (GO): membrane
Molecular function (GO): olfactory receptor activity; G protein-coupled receptor activity
Source: RefSeq, a predicted model, not a curated record